CAAGCGUCAGCUUUGUGAGACCUCUUCUGAAGUUUUGACCAAUUCACGCACCAACUGCCUGCUGUUCAUUUGACGUGGACGUCAGCUUGAAGAGAGGCUCAGGGUUUCAACUUGCAUCGGAAAAAAUACAACAAAAUGCCUGGACCAGCAGCAAGUGCAACUAAUGUUGGGGCAUCUAGCCGUUCCCCCAGCAAGACAGUGGCUCCCCGUGCAGCAGGCUCCACAGUUAGACAGAGGAAAGCUACCAGCAGCGGUACACGCAGCGGCGGCAGGACCACAGGAUCGGCAGGUACUGGUGGCAUGUGGCGUUUCUACACAGAAGACUCACCAGGCCUCAAAGUCGGCCCGGUGCCGGUGCUGGUGAUGAGUCUGCUCUUCAUUGCUUCGGUCUUCAUGCUGCACAUCUGGGGGAAGUACACCCGCUCUUAAACCCCACCUGAUGACCUCUGACCCUGCGCCUCGGCUUCUUAACACAUUGCACCUGGACCAAACAACAACUGAACAACAACCUUCAUCCCCUAGUUCCCUUCUCCACUAUCACUACAACACACAGACACGCAAACUGGAUUUUUAUGCAACCAUUUCAGUACAUGAUCUUCACCUGGACAGAUGGUGGUAUCCACCUUGUUGCUUUUGUUCAGCCCGUGUCUUUAAGAUCGGAUGGGGUGAACAGGAGGAAGCCAUGCUAGCCCACCUCAGACGCGAUGUCUGUGUAUGUGGCCCUCCCUACAAGCAGCAGCAGCAGCGGCGGCGGCGGCGGCGGCGGCGGCGGCAUGUUCCUGCCACUGCUGCAUGAAGGUUUAGUGCUCAAGGACAUUGUUGUUUUCAGGCCUAGCAAACAUUUCUUCAUGUAGCCUGAAUUGCUUUUUUUCUUUUUUUGUUAACAGCAUUUGUACAAAUGUGAUUGUAAUAUUGUACAAUAAAAACACAAAAAUCAA
This is a messenger RNA of Chelmon rostratus (copperband butterflyfish), 938 nucleotides long. RefSeq names its product SEC61 translocon subunit beta (gene sec61b). Bases 136 to 429 code for a protein of 97 amino acids. Gene Ontology annotation, biological process: intracellular protein transport. The transcript has 4 exons. Lineage: Eukaryota; Metazoa; Chordata; Actinopteri; Chaetodontiformes; Chaetodontidae. The record is from RefSeq and is a predicted model, not a curated record. Gene Ontology annotation, cellular component: Sec61 translocon complex.